Molecule: messenger RNA, 2167 nt
Organism: Dalotia coriaria
Lineage: Eukaryota; Metazoa; Arthropoda; Insecta; Coleoptera; Staphylinidae
Gene: ppk26
Product: pickpocket 26
Exons: 7
Coding region: 97-1782 (561 amino acids)
Biological process (GO): sodium ion transmembrane transport
Cellular component (GO): plasma membrane
Molecular function (GO): ligand-gated sodium channel activity
Source: RefSeq, a predicted model, not a curated record
UCGCGGACACGUUGAAACAACACUAUAAAAGAAACAGGAUAAUGGAGUUCCAAUGUCAGACUCUGCGUACUCAGAGGGCGGGAAGCACACAUCACGAUGGAUGUCGGUGAUAAAACAGACUGUAAAGACAUGGAGGAGGGUACCACGUUUCCAGUACAGCGAAAGAAGAAAUCAACCAAGAAAUAUCCGGGAUUUGUGAGGAACUUAGGCAACUAUAUUACGGAAUACACCGAAAAUUCUAGUUUGCAUGGAGUGAGAUACCUGGGUGAAACGAAGAGGAAUAUUUUUGAGCGAUUAUGGUGGCUCAUCGUCUUUGUCGUCUCUUUAUAUGUCUGUGUGGAUUUGAUUUUGAAAACAUACCACAAAUGGGACAGUAGCCCAGUCAUUGUGAGUUUUGCGCAGAGUCCAACUCCAGUAUGGCAGAUACCGUUUCCUGCAGUGACCAUUUGCCCAGAGACAAAAGCGCGUCAAUCUGUAUUCAAUUUCACAGAUUGUUACAACAGACAACUGGACCUCAACCUGACCAUGGACGAAUUGAAGCAAUACCAGAAGGUAUCCCUGGUCUGCGACAAUCACCUAUACACAGAAGGCAAUGAGACCACGGAUUACAGCACCAUUGACUUUCUCGCCGAAAUAGCCCCACCGUUUUCGCAGGUUUUCUGGACUUGUAUGUGGACUAAUCAUAAUCACACCUGCGAUACGCUAUUCACACCGGUACUGACCGAAGAAGGUGUGUGCUAUACCUUCAACAUGUUGGAUCGCGAUGAUAUAUUCACCAAUGAGGUGUACCAUAACAAAGAAUUUCUGCAUCACAACUUUGAUCGGCACGGGUGGACUCUGGAAGAUGGAUAUGCAAAGGACGCAGGUAAAGAUACAUUCCCAAAUCGCGCAAUGUCCUCGGGACAGAGUGCUGGUAUGUCCAUGUUACUACGAGCCUUCGAUUAUGAUCUGGAUUAUAUCUGUAAGGGCCCCGUGCAGGGUUUCAAGAUUCUACUUCAUCAUCCUGGUGAAGUACCCAGAGUAUCAACGCAGUAUUUCCGUGCGCCGUUGAAUCAAGAAGUUAUCGUUAAUGUCAAACCGGAUAUGAUGACCACGUCGGACAGUCUUCGGGAUUACGAUCCGCACAGACGAAAGUGCUACUUUUCCACUGAACGUGAACUGAGAUUCUACCAGAACUACACUCAACAGAACUGUGAAGUGGAGUGCCUCACAAAUUUCACAUACAAUUAUUGUGGAUGCGUUGCUUAUCACAUGCCACAUGACGAAUCUACACCAAUUUGUGCAAGCGGGAAGCAAUUUUGCAUGCAUGAAGCAAGAAGUGAAUUACUCGCCAAGCAGGUAACCACAGGUUUAGAGAAACAGAACGCUGGCGACUCUGCAACUCCACAGGCGAAUAUAGAAUGCGAUUGCCUACCAGCUUGCACCUCUCUCACAUACAACGCGGAAAUGUCGCAAGCCGAUUUUAACUGGCCCGCAGUUUUCCAGGCCUUCAGAUCGAACGUGUCAGAAUUUCCCGGAGUACAAAUAACACGCCUUACCAUCUUCUUUAAAGAAAUGCAGUUUAUCACCUCCACACGCAACGAACUCUACGGUUUGACAGAUUUUCUCGCCAACUGUGGAGGAUUGCUUGGACUCUUCAUCGGGUUCUCAUUUCUUUCCGCAGUGGAAACUCUGUAUUUCCUGACGUUCCGCCUCUGGUGCAAUAUGCGUCGGCAUGGUAGGCACUACUGGAGUGGUUCUCCGAAUCUUAUCACCAGUGACAAGUACGAUUAUAACAAAUAACUCCCUUAUUUAUAUAGAGCCAUACUUCAUGGUAUAUCAACAUAUUAUAUCAACAAUCGUUUGAUCAAACUUUAAAGUAUCAAAUACUAUUUCAUGCACGUGAAUGUUAUUUGGCAAAUAAUGAAAUUCCUCAUUCAAUUUAGUGAUAUGAUUGAUGGUAAUACCUAAACAAUCAUCAAGUGUCACCUUCACCUACCAGUCAUAGUAUUGCGCUUUCCCUUUAAUUUUGUGACUGAUACGAAUUGAAUUUGCAUUCGGCACACGCAAAUAUUGAUGUUUACGCGUAAUACGCAGCAGCGUUUUUUGUAAUUUAUAUGUGAACAAGCACACUGUUUAUAUAACAUACUUUUUGGAAAGCAUUAAACUUUAUCCAACGAUAAACAAA